Physella acuta is the source of this 1943-nucleotide messenger RNA. Its product is annotated as DBH-like monooxygenase protein 1 homolog. Gene Ontology annotation, biological process: norepinephrine biosynthetic process; dopamine catabolic process; octopamine biosynthetic process. Lineage: Eukaryota; Metazoa; Mollusca; Gastropoda; Physidae. The record is from RefSeq and is a predicted model, not a curated record. Gene Ontology annotation, cellular component: secretory granule membrane. Gene Ontology annotation, molecular function: copper ion binding; dopamine beta-monooxygenase activity.
UGUGAUGGGCUGUACGUACCCCCGGCCCCCGCCACUGAUGGACCGCUGGCGACAGACACAUACAACUACCACGAAGUUCUAGACGACAACUACAAUCUGUACUGGAACUUCAACUCUACACACAUCUUGUUCAAGGUCCAGGUCAGGACUAAUGGCUACAUUGGUUUCGGGAUUUCCCCAAACGGCGCAAUGACACACUCAGACGUUGUCAUUGGCUGGGUGAAAGAUGGACAAUCCCAUUUUUCUGACCGUCACGCCGAAGGAAACUUCUUGCCUGCUAUUGAUGCCAUCCAGGACUGGAGUCUGGUCUCAGCUGCUGAAUCUGGGGAAUACACGACCUUGAUCUUUGUCAGGAAACUCGUGACAUGUGACUCUGAUGACUUGCCCAUCACUAACGGCACGACCCGUGUUAUUUUUAGCUACAACCCGAACGACCCAACCUCCGAUACCACGGUCAUGUACCACGGGUCGUCCAGACGAGGCGUCAAGUCCAUUUUGAUGCUGGACCCGCCUUCAAGCGAGGCCAACCAGAAACCACUGCCCGAUGACGUUGUGACCUUUGACUUCAUGAAUGUAAACUUUACCGUGCCGGCCAUGGGCACAUACUACAGGUGUACGAUUGUCAAACUUCCUGACCUCGGCCAAAAACAUCACAUGUUCAAGUACGAGCCCAUUGUCCAGCCAGGCCACGAGGAGCUGGUCCACCAUCUUGUGGUCUACUACUGCCCCAUAAAGGUGGAUGACAAGUUCCUAAACACGUCAUACAUGUGUUACGAUGAGACGCCGAGCCAGGAGCUCAAUCAAUGUGAACACGUCAUCAUUUCAUGGGCCAUCGGCGGGAGGACUUUCAACUUCCCAGAGAAUGUAGGUUACUCCCUUGGUGCACCCAACGACCCCGUCUAUUUUAGAAUAGAAACCCACUACAACAACCCCGAUCUCAGAUCAGAUUUUGUGGACAACUCUGGCAUAAGGAUCUACUUGACCAAACACCUGAGACAGUACGACGCUGGGCAGCUUACAACAGGGGUCAGUGUUGACCCCUUUCAGAUGAUUCCACCUUUUGAGCCCAGUUUUAUCUCCGCUGGUUACUGUACUGCAGACUGCAUAGCUAAGGGUGUUGGAGAUACAGAGAUAAAAGUUUUUGCCAAUUUCCUACACGCUCACCUACUGGGGAGGAAGAUGCGGACACGUCACUUCCGGAAUAACGUGGAGUUACCUCCCAUCAUGGAAGACAACAGCUACGAUUUUAACUACCAGGAGACCCGGAUGUUAAAAGAAGAGCGAGUGGUCAAGAAGGGCGACAUGAUUCUUGUCGAGUGCGACUAUGAAUCCACUGGUCGAACUGACGUCACGUUUGGAGGACUAAAGACCACCGAUGAGAUGUGCCUCUCGUUCCUGCUCUACUACCCUCGGGUACCUCUCGCCAGGUGUCUGACCAGAAACGACUACCAGGCACCUUUUACAGGGGACAACUACUUUAACCUUGUUCAGCAACUGGACUGGUCUAACGACUCAGUUAGGGCUGAUUUCAAGCAAGUGUCCGAAAAUUCUGGAAUCUUCGACGAAUGCCUGAUCCACACCAGGUUUACUGUAGACCAAAGACAGAAGCCGACCUUGACCCAAGAAUAUCAACCGCCUAAACAGUGUGGCGUCUAGUGCCUAUCCCUCAUAGAGACCUCAAAUUGUUCAUAAUUAAGUAAUUACAUAUAGCGUAUAAUGCCUAUCCCGCAAGGGGACUUAAAUUGUUCAUAAUUAACUAAUUACAUGUAGCGUAUUAUUCUAUUUACACGUAACUUAAAUGUUUUGUUCAAAUCAGUUUUUUACAUGGAAACUUUUCAACAACUUGUUCAAAUCUGAUGCAUAGCGAAUGUUAUUACUUUGUUUAAUAGAGACUUUGUAUUUUUCGACAUUUUGUGCUAUUAUGAUUUAAACGACAAAAUUCU